Molecule: messenger RNA, 2126 nt
Organism: Colletes gigas
Lineage: Eukaryota; Metazoa; Arthropoda; Insecta; Hymenoptera; Colletidae
Exons: 7
Coding region: 150-2126 (658 amino acids)
Cellular component (GO): plasma membrane
Molecular function (GO): GTPase activity; GTP binding; calcium channel regulator activity
Source: RefSeq, a predicted model, not a curated record
ACGAAAGGAUCUGGUAUUCCGUAGUCGUCGCGGGGUCACGAUGAGACGAGAAGCCCUCCCUCGAUAGAUUGAAAGCGGAACGAACGAGGAUCAAAGGGAGAGGAACGGACAGUCAACGGGGAAGCAUUAUCCAACGACUCGUCGACGAGAUGGCGACGAGCAGUCCCGGACAAUCGAUACACCUGAAAUCCCCGAGGAGUCCUCGACAGCUACCGAAACUGCCUACGAUCCCCAUCGGCGGCCAGAGGAGCCCGACACAGCUAUCGGUAACCAAAUCCCCAGGCACGCCGCUCGUCUUCGAGUUCCCGCCGGAGUGUUACCCGGACACGCCGAACGCCAAUUUCGACUACGAGAAGUUUGCUCGAACGAAAGAGCACGAACGGCCAUUGAGAAGUCCCAGUUACUACGUACGCCAAGGAUGCAGGAGCCCGAAGAGUCCGAAUCGGGACCUGUUGCACUCUCCGGGCAGAAAGUCGCCUAUAUUCCAGUUCUGCGAGUCCAGAAAGAGCCUGGGGAAGACUCUGAGCUACCCACCGAAGAGUCCGAUCUCUGGACCACCGUUGGUACCGUCGAGGUCGCCCAGCUCGUCCAGCUUCGGCCCCAAGAAGCCUUUCGAUCAUCGAAGGAACUCCUGUUUCGGUCUGAGCGGAUCCAAGAGUCCCAUGUCCCCGACGAUCGUCACUUCGUUGUCUCGUGGGUUGCUCGGCUCGAAGCACAACGAGCAGAACCUGGACCAGCAGAACAGCGCUGGUUACAAGAACAGUCCGUCGAUGGGCUCUUCCGCGGAAGGGUUGUUCAAGGAGAGGAGCGAGAGUCCGAGCGCAAAGAGGACCGGCCAUUUUAAUCGCAGUCAGGGCUGCCUGGACGAGAAUGGAAAGAGCAAAGAGGAGGAUCCCGGUUACAGGAGGGACGAGAUGAACAUCUCGAGGAGGUCGACCAGCGAUCUGACGGAGAUGGACGACGCGGACACGGAAGUGACUCUGCUGUCCAGCCCUAGGAGAAGAGGCUCGAUGAAGGGUGGCCUCGCCUACCUGGCGUCCAGGCGCGGCUCCCGUGACAGUCAGUGCUCCAAUUUGUCCAACGUCAGCAACGAGGACGUGGGUCCUUUGAAUUUCAACGCCCAUCCGCGUGGCAGACAGCGGAGGACGUCGAACUUCCUCGAGCUGCCAGUGCCAGAUCACAUCAGGCCGCGUGUACACAGUUUGCCAGAAAAAGCAUACAACCCGAGGGCUGGUGACGAUCUCUAUCGACUUCGGGCGUUCAACAUCACCCAAAGAGGCGUCGUUAAUCGCGGCGAUUCGAUUAUUUCGAGACACAGCAGGAGCAACACUUCCGUCAACAGUAGCAGGAACAGUAAUGUAUCGGGCGAGAGGUCACCGUUCGAGGGGUCGUGUUGUAGCGGACAGGGUGUCGCCGGGGACAGCGACGAGAGCGACGAGAUGCAAGAAGAGAUCCCGAAGUACAGAGUCGUUUUGCUCGGCGACUCAGGCGUGGGUAAAACUGCACUGGUUUCGCAGUUCAUGACCAGCGAGUAUAUGAACACGUACGACGCCAGUCUAGACGACGAAUUCGGCGAGAAGACGGUCUCGAUUCUGCUGGACGGAGAGGAGUCGGAAAUGGUGUUCAUCGAUCAUCCCCACGUGGAGAUGAGCGUGGAGAACUCUUUGUCGACGUACGAGCCCCACGCCUGUAUCGUCGUCUACUCCAUCGUGUCCACGACGAGCUUCGAAGUGGCCGGGGAGAUAUUAAAUUACUUGUGGAGGGAACACUACACCCAGGAACGAUUCGUUAUCGUCGUUGGCAAUAAGUCCGAUCUCGUGAGAAGUCGCACAAUCUCGUCGAACAAGGGAAAGCUACUGGCUACGUCGAGGGACUGCAAGUUCAUCGAGACGUCCAGCGGUAUACAGCACAACGUGGACGAGCUUUUGGUGGGCGUUCUGAAGCAGAUACGGCUUCGCGAGACGCGCGACAAGAAGCUGAAACGGCGCGGCAGCAAGGGUAGGAUCCUCUCGAAGCUGCACGGCAGCAAAUCCGCCCUCAGUUUGAAUCUCGCCAGGGAAAUACUGAGCAAGAUCUGCUUGAACGACAGCAAGAGCAAGAGCUGCGAGAAUCUGCACGUGCUCUAA